Neltuma alba is the source of this 858-nucleotide messenger RNA. RefSeq lists its product as uncharacterized. The transcript has 4 exons. Bases 1 to 624 code for a protein of 207 amino acids. The record is from RefSeq and is a predicted model, not a curated record. Lineage: Eukaryota; Viridiplantae; Streptophyta; Magnoliopsida; Fabales; Fabaceae. Gene Ontology annotation, molecular function: lipid binding.
AUGGUUGUUCACUGGAUAAAAAAAGUUCCCUUUUUCUGUAGUGAUCGAGAAUAUGUUAUUGCUCGAAGAAUAUGGGAGGCUGGAAAUUCAUACUACUGUGUGACAAAGGGGGUGCCUUAUCCAAGUUUACCCAAGCGAGACAAGCCCAGACGAGUAGAUCUUUACUUUUCCAGUUGGGUCAUCAAACCUGUGGAAUCUCGCAAAGGAGAUGGACAGAUGUCUGCCUGCGAGGUUACCCUUUUACAUUAUGAAGACAUGGGGAUUCCCAAAGACGUCGCGAAGCUGGGCGUCCGCCAUGGGAUGUGGGGGGCUGUUAAAAAACUUCACUCUGGAAUGAGAGCGUAUCAGAAUGCUAGGAAAACGGAGGCAUCCUUGUCAAGAUGCGCACUGAAUGCAAGAAUCUCAACCAGGAUCUCUAUAGAAAAUAUGGAGUCGUCUGAGCCUUCUUUAGCGCAGGAAGAGAGAGAUCAAGCCCUUAGAAAUUGUAGGAGACAAGAUGGUCCUGGCUUGGACUGGAAGUGGUUGGCUAUUGGUGGGACUGUUGCUCUGGUUUUGGGUAUUCACGGUGGUGCAGUAGGGAAAGCAUUGUUAGUGGGUGCAGGGCGCAGAAUUGCACGGGGCUGAGUGGUCUAGAAUCUAGUAAACAAGAGUUUCUAUUUGUUGUCAUUUUGUAGAUUCAUUAUAGUUGUAAUCUAUAACAGUAUAUUCUUUUAUAUUCGAUGAUGUACUUGUGCGAUUGGUUUUUUCAUACUACAUGAGUCUCGUAGAUUGAUCAGACCCACGUAUUUUACAGUAGACGGCGCUUUGAUUCCAUGCAUCUCGACAAGAACUCCUAUGCAUGGAAGAUGGCUAUGAAAA